CUACUUUUCUAGACAGCGCGUCCUCGCACUCCCUGAUCGACCUCUUUGCGCUUCGGCUUGCGAGUGUAUAGCGCCGGGCGGCCCGGAUCCACUGUCUAGUAUUGACUGGCUGUCCAGACCGAAUUUCAGGUUAUUCAGAGUGUAUUCACAUCUAAGUCGGUGUGAUUCUAUUAGGUUCGACUUCUAAGUUUAUGUCGCCCAUCGUCCCUCCCAGAGUCAUCGGUGUCACCUCCAUCGCCAACUACGCGACCUCCUUGCGCUGCAUUGUGGAUGGCAAUUAUGGCGACCGAGCAACCCCAAGUUCUCCUAGCGGAUCAGAAGCCCGCCGAGUCUGCGCUGCCUGAAGACAUGAUGGUUGACGAGCCGGCGGCACAGAUAGUCAAUGGACAUCGCAAGUCGGACGAAGACGGGACCGAGCCUGACGUACCACCUGUUGUCAAUGGGAAGAUCGAGUUAUCUAAAUCUGCAUCGGCAGGGACAGAUGAGUCGCCGAAUCAAAAGGCAUUCGCUGCUAAUAGCAGUGUCCUCGAACAAGCACCAGUCAAAUCCUCUACGCAGCCUCCACCCGCAACCGCUGCUGACGCCGAGAUGCCCGACCUUAAUGGCACUUCACCUGCCAACCACGAGCCGUCGCUAACGACAGACGCGGAUGACGUCGGGGCGGCGGGCGCGUCAAUACCCACGCAAGCUAUCUUACCAGAAGAGGCAUCCACGAACCCAGAUCCGGCCCCGAACAGCCCGGCCCCCGCACUGGUUGCAGAUACAAUGGAUAUGGACGCCCCUAUUGAGCGCACCAGCCUAACGAACGAUGAGAAGCCAACUGGUGAUAUUCAUGACACGGCUGGUUUUAGCGAUGCGCCGAGGGCCGCGUCGCCCCAACAGCCCGAUCAGUCGUCGGUCGCACAGUCCGGGUCUGAUGGCCAGGGUCAGCAAAGCGACGCCGUGGCCCCCGCACCCGAUACUCCGAAAGCCGACCAGGUUGCCUCUGUAACAAAGAUCCCUCGCGGGCGUGAGGAAGACAGCGGCGAGGAACGAGCUGCUAAACGAGCCAAGACGGAGGAUUCGAGCGGGCCCGCUGCUGAAUCGCUGGUAGUCGCGAGCGUCUUAUCGCCUAGCCAAGCAGAUCACCAAGUCGCAGAUCAUACCCCCGAGGACCAACCCAUAACUCCCUUCCAGAAUAAGCAAAUCAGGCAGCAUCUAGCAAGCCUCAAGAAGACGAAGAAUGGGAGCAAUUUCAGGCAGUCAGUGGAGAGAUUAUGGCCGGGUCUGUGGACCGACUACAAAUCCAAGAUCGAAAACCCGGUGGACAUUUCCUUAUUCGAGUCAAAACUGCGCGAAGACAAGUACGCCAACUACGGAGAAUUCAAAGCUGAUGUUCAAUUGUUGUACGAGAAUUCGGUCGUAUUUAAUGGCCCUUCCAACGUUAUCACCGUAGCCGCUGGUAUGGUGAGAGAUCAGCUUUUUGCAUGCUUACCCGAAAUCUCCAAACUGGAGGAGCCCGCAAAGCCAGAAAAGGGCAAGGUGCAACCGACUAGGCAUGCUGAGCCUCGCGCUGCAACUCAGCCACGUCGGCAGUCGCAAUCCCAGCGCCCAGCGGUGGUGGCGAGCCCGAAGCAGAAAUCCGGUACCCCGGUGCAAUCUUCACAGCCGACCCCGGCUCCAUCUUCGGCACCAGCUUUUGCGAUCCCACCCAAUGGCAUACCUCAGAUUCGCCGCGAUUCGACGCGCGAGGAUAGCGACAGACCCAAGAGGCCAAUCCACCCCCCGAAGAGUCGCGACCUCGACUACGCCUCGGCAAACCGCAAAAAGUUAGAACCCGAGCAACGCUUCUUCGAGGUCGUCUUGGAAGAAGUGAAGAAACAAAAACAUUUUUCGUUGAACCAAUGGUUUCUCUCCCCCGUCGACCCGGUCGCCCUAAAUAUCCCGACUUAUUUCAGCGUCGUUAAGAAGCCGAUGGACCUUGGGACCAUGACGAAGAAAAAUUAUGAGGGCGAGUAUAAGAGUGUGAAGGACAUGGAGAAGGAUAUGAGACUAAUAGUCCACAAUGCCGAACUUUUCAACGGCCCCAGCCACGAGGUCACGGUACUCGCGAAGGAGCUAGACGCGCUAUUCAAAGCCGAACUGGGGAAGAGGGACCAGUGGAUGAAGCGUCAUGGGCCUCCGGAGGCACCACCCCCCUCGGCAACCGCAUCAGCACCUAGUCCGGAGCGAAGCAACCAUGAAUCCGAGGAGGAGGCCGAAGGGGGCGGCGAUGAGGGUGGGAGUAGUGAGGCAAUCCGCAACUUACAAGGUCGACUAGACGAGGAGCAGGACAAGCUCAAUACUCUUCUCGGAUCCAAAAAACCGGACCUUACGAUGAUCGAGAUUCAACAGCAGAUGGUCUCGAUGAUUCAACGCAAGCUUGUGGAAGAGAAGACUAAAUUCCAUAGCGAAGCGAAGAAGCCGAAGCCGAAGAAAAAGCCCGCCAAGAGCAAGCCCAAGGCUGGCGGGGGCGGCACGGCAGUUAUGAACAACAAGAAGGCAGCAACCGGAAGCGCUGCAGCCCCCAAGAAGCCCCUUAGCAACAGCACCAUUCACAAAAAGACGAGUACGAAGAGUCGUCCUGUCGGGCAGCUCGAGAAAGCCGUCAUUGCCGAAGGCAUCAACGAGCUUGACGGUAAUACAUUGACCAAGGCCGUCGAGAUUAUUAAGAGAGAUACGGGUCAGAAUGAAAAUGAUGACGGUGAAAUGGAACUAGACAUCGAUGCUUUGUCCACAGAAGCUCUUCGAAAGUUGUAUGACCUCAUUCACAAGGCCAAUCCGGGCAUUCGCUCUGUACUCGAAAAGAAACCCGAAUUCAGCAGUGUCGCGGAGCCCGAGCCCAAAUCGAAGCUCAGCGGCCCCCCCAAGGCCAAGAAGAAUAAGCCUAUGAACAAGCACGAGCAGGAACGGAAAAUCGAGCAGCUCCGCGAGCUCAAGGCCCAACUUCAACGACACGGCAGCGGCAGCCAAGAACCCUUACCCGGAGAAGUUGAAGAAAAACGACCGGCGGAAUCGAGCGAGGAAGAAAGCGAUUCUGAAGAGGAAUGAUGGUCUGGGACAGAGGUUCCGGCUCUAUGCCUCUUUGACGUUUCCUAACCAUUGCCCAUUCUGUUGGCGUGAUGGACCUCCAAGCCGCUUCCGUACGUUCUUGAUUUAGAUGCGUCCCGACGAGUAGGUAUAACCUUGAAGCCUUUCGCGGGGAAGGAGAGAUGAUGCCAACAAUGGUCCGGGCGAAAAGUUGUGUAUGAUUAUAAUCCCACCGCUUGCUGGGCAGCCUGGGGACCGAUCCUCUUGGUUGGGUUGGGCCCUCCCGCGGGGCUGGUUAAGUUGUUCGCAGAGAAUCCGGCCAUGAAGCAAAGGCUGUCGGCGGUAUGCUUAAGACACAUCCGGCUAGCAAAUCUGUUGACGCCGUACGAUUCCAGGAGAGGAGUAGAUCACGAAUUAAGAAGUGAAGUCAACCGUUUGGGACCUAUGGUUGCUGUGUAAUGAGUGGCCUCGUAGUCUCUACGUACAAUGUGAUGUCAGUGCAGUUGAGCCGUGGAACAUCGUCUACGGCCCUCGUUACCAUCUGUAGGGAGUUCCGCCCUAGCCCUUGUAUAGGAUUCAGGCUACACGCACUUUCCGGCUUGUACAGGUAUACAGGCUUACGCUAUGAACGAAUACCUUAGUAGAAUUGGCACUUUAAGUAGUAUGAACUACUAUCGCCGAAGAAGU
Messenger RNA from Durotheca rogersii, 3735 nucleotides. RefSeq names its product Bromodomain-containing protein. The transcript is spliced from 3 exons. NCBI's taxonomy places the organism in Eukaryota, Fungi, Ascomycota, Sordariomycetes, Xylariales, Xylariaceae. Gene Ontology annotation, cellular component: nucleus; chromatin. The record is from RefSeq and is a predicted model, not a curated record. The coding region runs from base 271 to 3069 and encodes 932 amino acids. Gene Ontology annotation, biological process: chromatin remodeling; regulation of DNA-templated transcription.